UGACAGACACAUCACAUCACGUUUAGUAGACCCUCGGACGAGACAGCGUUGACAGCAGCAGUCUCAUCUCGCAUCGCUCCUUCAUCACGUUCUACUUUUCCAGAGUUUCUCCAUUAAAAAUCUCAUCCUCCUACCAGAGAAAAAAAAUCUACAAAGUGUGUGCACUACUUUCUCCAAUUUUUGUCGCCAUUUAAAAAAUAACACAAACUACGAAAUGGAGAAAAUUCCUUCAACCUGUUUCAACCUUUUCCCCUUCAUCUCUACCAAUUCCCAGUUAUUUCACUCCGGAUCACCUCCCAUUUCCACGUCACCUCAAGGACUCACGACCAGUGCCAACCCCCCCGGUGGAGCAAAGUCAUUUAGCAUCGAGUCAAUUUUACAAGGAACGACCAAUUCCGUCAUCAACAACAACAAUGACACCCACAAAAGUGGGGACAGUGUGAGUGUAGGUGGACGAAGUGACACUUCGUCCCCAAUCUCGGUCACCAACUCGGUGUCCACAUCGAACGAGGUCAAGAGACGGUUACAUAUUAACUCUGGGGGCGGUGGGGGAACAACAAUUUGCAACAACAGCACUCCCCACACCACUUCGUCGUCUGGAAAUAUGGGCAUAAAUAACGUGGGAAGCAAUGGACACAACAACCUAUCAAGUUACCAACAUUUCCCAUUCAUUCAUCAUCCUGCAUUUCAUAUUCAUAAUCAGCAAGCGGCUGCAGAACUCCUUGCCGCAUAUCCGGGAUUCUACGGUCACUAUUUUCCAUCCCAUCACACCCUCGGCAAUUCGGCCAUUGUUGCAGCCGCAGCAGCAGCACAGUCAUUCUUGGGAGGCUCUGGAUCUGGUGGUGUCAAUGUGGGUGGAGGCAUGAUUUCCGGGCUUUUGGGCAGUGGACCCACCCCAAAACGAAAGAGAAGGCACAGGACAAUCUUUACAGAGGAGCAACUGGAGCAAUUGGAAGCAAAAUUUGAGAUCACUCAUUAUCCAGACGUGUGUGCAAGGGAGUCACUGGCAUUGAAAACAGACUUGAAGGAGGAACGUGUCGAGGUUUGGUUUAAAAAUCGAAGAGCAAAAUGGCGCAAGCAAAAACGCGAAGAACAGGAACGUCUCCGACGAAUUGGCGAAGAUUCUGAGAUGAAAUCAAAUAAAUUUUCUACCUCCUCUCGAAAUUCGUCUCCGUCGACCUUGCCCCCAGGAUCGACGGACAUUGGAGCCGCAUUAUCCAACCUGCUCCAUCUUCACCAUCAACAACAACACAACCAUCCACACCCUCAUCAUUCCCAUCAUCAACUUGGUGGGGCCAUGUUGCAAAUGUCAUUAAAUUCCGUGGACGCCUCCUCCUGCCCCGUGAGUCCAGCAUCGGUGGUGAGUUCUCCUCCUCCCCCGUCUCAAAUUCACCACCACCUUCACCAGCAACAGCAGCACAAGCAGCCCAACAACCCUGACGACGAUACCAAGAGACGUGGACGAAAACGCGUUUGUGGCGAUGACGGUGAUGAUUCCGAUGAUUUUUCGGAUGAUUUAAGUGAUUAAGAAGUGAUUACUUAGGUAGAUAUUUUCUGGGGUAGAUUUUAUCAUCAUAAUCAACAACAGUUUGCUAAAUAUAUGUACUUGUUCACGAAAAAGUCAUUGCAUUUAAAAUAUAAAUAUAUCAUAUCCAGUUUCAGUCAUAACACAAUGCAGGGUAUAAAUAUCUACAUAGAGGCACUUUAAUAGUUGCCAUUCAAAUAUUAUUUCUAGCUUUCACUCAUUAUGGUAAAGCUUGGGAGACACAGCACAAUCGCUUUUAGAUACUUAAUUUAAAAUGCAUCGACAAAAAUUGUAAAAAAAAUUGUAUAUUAAAUAUUGAGCACUAGUAUUCGUGUAAUAAGUGCUACACAACAAUCAUUACUUGCACCUCAUGUUAGGAUAUCGACUUAUUUAUUUUCACCAACUUAAAAUCAUCACUGAAUAUAAAUAUUUAAAAAUGUGUAUUAAUACGAAUAUGUACAUAUUAUGUAAAUAUGUUCGCAAAUAAAUAAAAAUCCGAGUCAGAUGGAUUGAACCUCUUAAGAACUAAA
Molecule: messenger RNA, 2055 nt
Organism: Folsomia candida
Lineage: Eukaryota; Metazoa; Arthropoda; Collembola; Entomobryomorpha; Isotomidae
Product: retinal homeobox protein Rx
Exons: 5
Coding region: 215-1528 (437 amino acids)
Biological process (GO): regulation of transcription by RNA polymerase II
Molecular function (GO): DNA-binding transcription factor activity, RNA polymerase II-specific; RNA polymerase II transcription regulatory region sequence-specific DNA binding
Source: RefSeq, a predicted model, not a curated record